UGAAAGCCAUGCACGACAUAAGGCUCGCGUUCUUUUCUCAUUUCUAGAGUUGUAUUGAUACAAUUACGAAAUAUUUAUAAAGGGAGGAAAUUAUUUGGGUAGUGUGUGGCGUACUAUAUACAAAAAAAGUGUCUCUAUUACCUGCAGUGUGGCUCGGUCGUCGUGAUACUUGCUUUGCUUUGCCUAGGAUGCAGGACGGGACGCCCAAAAGAGUGGUGGUGAUUCAAGUACUCUUUGUUGUGGUCCAUGCAAAGCAUCGACGAAAGUCUCAUAACUGUCACGAAGUAACAGGAGAUGGAAACCAGUGUACCGCAGUGAGGAAGACUUCUGGUUGCUCAGCCACCCCUGUCCGCCGCCGCCGCUGCCACCGGCCCGCCAGACGCUCGUCGCCCCGCCGUUCCACUGGUCGUCGCCCCACCAGCCGCCGGACCCAGCCACCCGCCCUUUUGCCUGUCACCCGCCGCCGCGCCGCGCCACAGCCACCACCCUCUGCUGGCUGCCACACCGCGCCGCGACGCGAAGCUCCUCCCGGUAGCGGCCUCGCCAUGUCAAGCCACGUCCCUGCUGUUCACCACUCCUUUGGCCGCCGCAACGUUACGCUGUCUCCACACACUGGGCGUCUCUCCAGCUGCCACGGCGUUCCCGCUUCUCGCUCGCUGUCUCACCAUGCCCAGCCAUCGCCACACCUUACCUGGCUGCUCCUCCAGCGACGCCAGCCGCCUCUCCAAUGACAUCAGACACCACGCUAAGUGCGCCCACAACACAUGUGGAGAUGCGACAGAGUAAACACGAGCAACGGUGGGCCGGGCAAUCGUUGGCCUUAGCUGCCCUGUUACUUGGAGAUUGCUUUGCCCCUGGCCUGUAACUUCUCUGUCUGGUUCUCCACUCACGCUCUGUUCCUGCUCUUCACUUAACGCCGUUCCUGUUCUUCACUCCACUCAACUGUUCCAGCUUCACCCUCACGUAACUUGGAUUACUCCCGUGAUCGUGUGUACGCCCCUUGUGAAUAAUCCCUACUGUAUGCGUUUCCUCUCGAGUACGAUACAACUAGUAUGUUCACCUCUGUGUGUUACGUAUGGUGCACGUUUUCUCCAUGGCGAACGAUUGCCCGGCCCACUGCUGCUCGUGUUUACUCGGUCGCAGUACGUGUUUACUCGGUCGCCGAUACACACACACACCGCAGCUAAGUUCAGCCGGCCGCUGUCCUUCACUCAUCACGGGCCACCUACCAGUUCUUCGCUGCGCCGCUACCGCCGCCGGUUACAACCCAGCUAUCCUUUACUCGUCGCCGCCGCCAACACCGCCGCCAUGCUACAUCAGUGUCUUGGCACCGCCAAUGCAUCUCGCCUCACUCGCUACAUGGCUUCAUCAUCACAGUUUCCACACCGUCGCUAGCUCCACGCCCAGUAGACAUACUGACAACAGGCACCGUUCCAAGCUGCCUGUUGAGCCAUAACCAGAUGUUUACAAUUGCGCACCACCAUGCUGGCCUAUGCUGCGCUGCCCUCGGCCCUGCUCUACGCCACGCUGCAACUGCCAAGCCCUUCACAUCCAGUCUUACUCUAGCAAGCUCCACAACAAGACACGGCACGCAUCUCAACGUCCAAGCUGCCAGAGGCGACACAACGCUCUGACACCGUCUAAUCUAAAAAGCUGGUCAAUCCUGACACAUCAGGCAGUCGCGAUCCUCACCGCACCACGCUGUCACGAUCAACACAACCGCUGCUCACCGUCACAGCUACCACGCUUGACGACCUCUUCAGCACAACGGACGUACGGCUCAGCAUGUAGCACGAGACACCGAGACCUGACGCACAAGCACGGAAGCCACACCACGAACACCGGGACAGUAACAGCAACAUUUCGUUCCUUCUCCCUCGUCACUAGAGGGGUAGCAUUGUAUUGUGCCCUUAAACUCAGUAGUAGUACUACUAGGAGGAGUAAUCAGUAGUAGUAGUUAUCAUCAUCAUCAUGCUUUAUUAUGUAAUACAAGUAUAAAAGAAUGUUGUAGUCAUAACAUAUUUUUGGUUGAUAAUAUCAGGCACUAAUGAUUCAGUAAGUAAUGCAUACAUGAGGUGAUAGAUGCUAUGAACCUUAAAUAAUAACUCUUAACGAAAUAGUUACAUAUUAAAAGUAAAAACUCUUAACGAAAUAGUUACAUAUUAAAAGUAAAAACACAAAAACUUCCCUCCAAAUUAAUGGUUUAUUGCCAAAAUACAUUCAGUAGUCCCUCUUUCGGGUAGUAAUAGCAGUAGUAAGAAGUACAGUACUACUAGUAUUAUUAUAUUAUAUUAGUAGUAUACUAGUAUAUUAUUAUGAAAGUGGUAGAAGAAACUCAGGCUGACCCAGGAGCACUUUAUUACAUACACACUCUAACGUCGUCUUUUGAAGACGACGUUGUCUACCACCCUCAUCACUCUCAUCUGUCCAAGACACUAGUAUUCCUAGUAUGUUAUUUAGAAGUAGUACCAGUAUUAUUUUUAGUAGUAGUCUCUUAUUAUUAUUUAUUAAUUGUAGUAGUACUAGUCUUUCCCCUCCCUCUCUCUCUCUCCCCCUC
This is a messenger RNA of Portunus trituberculatus (swimming crab), 2557 nucleotides long. RefSeq names its product serine/arginine repetitive matrix protein 1-like. The coding region runs from base 189 to 731 and encodes 180 amino acids. The transcript has 3 exons. NCBI's taxonomy places the organism in Eukaryota, Metazoa, Arthropoda, Malacostraca, Decapoda, Portunidae. The record is from RefSeq and is a predicted model, not a curated record.